UGCUACCAUUACCCUCAUAAGGGUUUCACACAAAAUUAUUAAAAAUAUAAUUUUUUUAGAGAGAGAAAGAGGAGAGAGAGAGUAGAGAGAGAAGGAGAAAAGCCCUGGAAGCUAAAGAUAACACUGGAGAGACUUUGUAUAUCUCAUCACCCAAUAUAAAGCCCCAACCUUUGAUUUUCUUUCUCCUCCCCUCUGUCUCUCUCUAUCUCUCUUAUCAGAUUCGUCUGAUUUUUCUUUAUUGGGGUUUAAUCACAGUCGAUGGAUCCUUUCGACUUGAUUCGCAAAGGAUUUGGUUGAAGCUGAAUGAAAUUCUAGUUGUUCAAAUAUCUAGCUUAAUUAUAUUUUUAUUUUCUAUUUUAGUAAAUAAUGAGCUUAUCCAAGAAAGGAGUCUACACGACCGAGGCAAGGCUAAGCAGUGCUAGUAGUAAGAUAACAAGGUUAAAUCCAAAUGCAGCAGAAUUUGUUCCUUCUGGCUUCAGGUCUUCAUUGUCUGGGAGCACCAGCACAGGAAAUUCGACAUCUUUAUUUUCUUCUUCGGGAAGUUUAGGGAAGGCGGUGUUAGAUAGAUCAGAGUCAUCAGUCUCAAAUAAUUCUGAUGAAGAGGCUCAUCAGUACUGGCGUCGCCAGCUCCCUGAUGAUAUCACUCCUGACUUCAAGGUCAUGGGAGAAGAUGAAUCUCAAAGCCUUGGAAAUCUCACUUUGGCAGGCUUGUCCUUACAUGAUGAAAGUGAAAUAAGCAGGUUUUCUCCUUCCACAGGUAGUGGAUUUCAAUUGAAUGAUACGCAAGCUAAUGGUUCUUUUUCUGACAAGAUGAGGCUUUCCGGUUUGGGUUAUGGUGACGAUCUAUCUUCGGCUAGUUAUCUAAAUAUGUCAACUCGGCCUUGGGAUAAGCAGAUUCUGAAUGGUAACCAGCUUGUUAGCAAUGGGCAGGAAGGGAAUCCUUAUGAUGGCAUUUCUCAACAUGGGUUUAUGAAUGAUAUGUUUGGUGAACAAGUGGAAGAUAAUGAUGUUAAUCCUGUUGAGUUUUUGGCUUCACAGUUUCCUGGCUUUGCAGCUGAAAGCCUUGCAGAGGUGUAUUUUGCCAAUGGCUGCGAGCUAAACCUGACCGUUGAAAUGUUAAUCCAGUUAGAGCAUCAAGUUGAUAGUGGGUUCAGUCCAAAUCCAAGCCCAAAGACCUUGUCAGCCCCCAAUCUCACUGCAAUGGACUUUCCUGCACUCAGUGCAACAGAUGGUCAGAACGGUCCUCGAAAAUAUACUGGAGAUGAAUUCCCGCAAAGUGGCUAUCCUUAUCGGUCUUCUGACAAGGAGAACUUGCUUUUAUUCAAGUCCAGCUCUUCCAUUCCAUCAAGAGGCAGUGUAGAUUUUGCCACAGCUGUCAGGAAAUUGGCUGCCCAGGAUUCUGGUGUGUGGAAAUAUGAACGGGAUAAUUCUACAGAUGCUGCUAUUGGCUCAAGUAGAAGUUCCCAUUCUUUAACAAGUAAUUACAGCAGUGGGCAGGGAAGAGGCACCUAUGGUGAUAGGUUGCAGUCACGUGGUUCUGCUCGAGCCGCUCCUAUUUGGCUUGAAACUGGAGAAGCUGUUGCAAAUAUGUAUUCCGAACAAAGGGAGGAAGCUCGCGACCAUGCACGACUACGCAAUGCAUAUUUCGAGCAGGCACGUCAAGCGUACCUUGUGGGUAAUAAGGCUCUUGCAAAGGAGUUGAGUGUUAAAGGGCAACUUCACAACAUGCAAAUGAAGGAAGCUCAUGGAAAAGCUCAAGAAUCUAUAUAUCGCAUGAGGAACCCAGUUUCUCCAGAGAUGCAAGGCAACGGUAGAGGAAACGAGAGGAUGAUAGACCUGCACGGGCUCCACGUAAGUGAAGCUAUUCAUGUUCUGAAACAGAAGCUCUCUCUCCUCAGAAGCACCGCUAGGGCAGCCGAUCAGCGACUGCAGAUAUAUAUAUGCGUUGGAACGGGGCACCACACUAGAGGCUCCCGCACGCCCGCCAGACUUCCAAUUGCUGUACAAAGAUACCUUCUCGAGGAAGAGGGCCUUGAUUACUCCGAGCCACAGCCGGGGCUGCUUCGAGUUUUGAUAUCAAAAGGCCACGAAGUCAUUGUCAUCAUAGUCAUUCUUGUAUCUGUAUACUGGAGAAAACAUUCGUUACGUUGCCGUUGCGUUAAGGCUCCUCCUCCGAAGAAUGCCCACCUGGAAAUGCAAUUCCAAUCCGACCUCAGGCCGGUGGCAGCCAUUGUCUCCUCCUCCAUCAAAAACCCAUCUUCUUACUCUCUCCUCACUCCUCGCACUCUCUUCACUUCUCAGUCUCUCCCUUUCUCUUCUUCUACUUCUUCUUCGCCAUGGUUCUCUGUUCUCCGGUCCGCCGUUGCCACCGCCGACUUAUCUCUCGGAAAGCGUGCUCAUGCUCUAAUUAUAAGAACCGGGCAAGACCCAGAUCGUUUUCUGACCAACAAUCUUAUUACCAUGUACUCUAAAUGUGGGUCUCUCUCGUAUGCUCGCCACCUGUUCGCUAAAAGUCCUGACAGAGACCUUGUUACUUGGAACUCCAUUCUAGCUGCUAUAUCCCAGUCUGCUGACUCCAAUAUUGAGAAUAUUCAAGAGGGUUUUAACGUUUUUCGUAAUCUUCGUGAGUCUUUUGUAUCAACUAGUCGACUUACUUUGGCACCGGUCCUUAAACUUUGUUUACUCUCGGGAUAUGUUUGGGCUUCUGAGGCUGUUCAUGGUUAUGCUGUUAAAAUUGGACUUGAAUGGGAUGUGUUUGUUUCCGGUGCUCUUGUCAAUAUUUAUUCAAAAUUUGGGAGAAUUGGGGCGGCUCGUACUUUGUUUGAUCUGAUGCCCGACAGGGAUGUUGUGUUGUGGAAUGUAAUGCUCAAGGUGUACUUGGAAAUGGGUCUUGAGAGAGAAGUACUUUAUCUUUUCACUAAGUUUCAUCAGAGUGGGUUACGCCCUGAUGAUGUUACCAUGCGUUGUGUUAUUUCUGGGAUUAACAGACUUGAAUCUGAUAAAUGCAGUAGGUACCUGGAGCAGGUUCAAGGAUACUCAACUAAAUUAUUUUUGUAUAAAGAUGAUUCGGAUGUGUAUUUGUGGAACAAGACACUCUCUGAAUAUCUUCAAGUGGGUGAGAAAAGGCUUGCGGUUAGUUGCUUUAUUAAUAUGAUUAGGUCAAAGGUGAAGUAUGAUGCCGUUACUUUAGUAGUCAUCUUAACUGCAGUUUUGGGUACACAUGAUUUGGAGUUGGGGAAACAGAUUCAUGGUGUUGCUGUGAAAUCAGGUUUUGAUUCUGAAGUUUCUAUUGCAAACAGCCUAAUCAAUAUGUAUUCGAAGUUAGGUUGUGUUUAUUUUGCCCGAGAAGUCUUCAAAUACAUGAAUGAGUUGGACUUAAUUUCCUGGAACUCAAUGAUUUCAAGUUGUACACAGAGUGGUUUAGAGGAGGAAUCAGUGAAUCUAUUUAGAGAUUUACUGGAUACUGGUCUAGUACCUGAUCAAUUUACGCUAGCAAGUGUUUUAAGGGCUUGCUCUUCACUUAAAGAAGGGUUAUCCCUUGCUAGACAGGUACAUGUUCAUGCAGUUAAAUUUGGUAAAAUAGCUGAUAGAUUUGUUUCGACUGCCCUUAUUGAUGUUUAUUCUAGAAGUGGAAAGAUGGAUGAAGCAGAGGUCGUUCUACACAAGAAAGUUGAAUUUGACUUGGCUUCAUGGAACGCCAUGAUGUUUGGGUACAUCAUUGGUAAUAAGAGUCACAAAGCAUUGGAACUUUUGAGUCUCAUGCAUAAAACUGGAGAGAGGGCAGAUGAGAUUACUUUAGCAACCGCCACCAAAGCUUCUGGUUCCUUGGUAGCUUUAGAACAAGGCAAGCAAAUUCAUGGUCAUGUUACAAAAGUAGGAUUUAAUGUAGAUUUGUGUGUCAGUAGUGGAAUCCUAGAUAUGUAUAUAAAAUGUGGAGACAUGGUAAGCGCUAAUGCAGUGUUUUCUGAUAUCCCCGCCCCUGAUGAUGUUGCAUGGACAACAAUGAUAUCAGGAUGUGUUGAAAAUGGUGAUGAGGAGCGUGCUCUUUCUAUAUAUCAUCGGAUGAGGCUCUCUGGAAUCCAACCCGAUGAAUAUACCUUUGCUACCCUAGUCAAAGCUAGCUCAUGCCUAACAGCAUUGGAACAGGGAAGACAAAUUCAUGCAAAUGUGAUAAAGUUGGAUUGUGCCUUUGACCCUUUUGUGGGAACCUCAUUAGUUGACAUGUAUGCCAAGUGCGGGAAUAUAGAAGAUGCCUAUUGUUUAUUCAAAAGGAUGGAUGUUAAAAAUGUUGCCUUGUGGAAUGCUUUGUUGGUUGGCUUAGCUCAGCAUGGAGAUGCCAAAGAAGCUCUCAACCUUUUCAGAUGUAUGGUUGGUAAUUAUAUUGAGCCUGAUAGAGUUACAUUUGUUGGGGUGCUUUCAGCUUGUAGCCAUUCUGGUUUAAUUUCAGAAGCUUAUGGAUAUUUCUCUUCAAUGCAUAAAGAUUAUGGUAUUGAGCCAGAGAUUGAGCAUUAUGCUUGUCUUGUUGACGCCCUUGGUCGAUCUGGACGUGUAAGAGAGGCAGAGAAUCUGAUCUCAUCAAUGCCAUUUAAAGCUUCAGCAUCAAUGUAUAGAGCCCUGCUCGGUGCUUGUAGAGUUCAAGGAGACACUGAAACUGGAAAACGAGUGGCUGCAGAGCUCUUGGCCUUGGAGCCAUCUGAUUCAGCUGCAUAUGUUCUUCUAUCUAACAUGUAUGCAGCUGCAAAUCGUUGGGACGAGGCAAGCGAUGCUCGGAAACAGAUGAAAAGAAAGAAUGUGAAAAAGGAUCCGGGAUUCAGCUGGAUAGAUGUGAAGAACAAGAUGCAUUUGUUUGUGGUGGAUGAUAAAUCUCAUCCUGAAAGUGAUUUGAUUUAUGACAAAGUUGAGGACUUGAUCAAAAGGAUUCGAGAAGAAGGGUAUGUCCCUGAUACGGAUUUUGUGCUGCUUGAUGUGGAAGAAGAGGAAAAAGAGCGAUCUCUGUAUUAUCAUAGUGAGAAGCUAGCAAUUGCUUAUGGACUUCUAAGCUCUCCUCCAUCAACCACCAUAAGAGUGAUUAAAAAUCUUAGAGUCUGUGGUGAUUGCCAUAAUGCAAUCAAAUAUAUAUCAAAGGUUUCUCAACGAGAAAUUGUGUUGAGAGAUGCAAAUCGGUUCCAUCGUUUUAGGAAUGGAAUCUGCUCAUGUGGCGAUUACUGGUAGACGUCAUUUGAUUGUUGUUUUGGGAUUUUUCUAAUAAUAAUUUUUCCCCACA
Humulus lupulus (European hop) is the source of this 5263-nucleotide messenger RNA. Its product is annotated as pentatricopeptide repeat-containing protein At4g33170-like. The coding region runs from base 367 to 5211 and encodes 1614 amino acids. The transcript has 8 exons. Gene Ontology annotation, molecular function: RNA binding; zinc ion binding; protein binding. Gene Ontology annotation, biological process: RNA modification. Lineage: Eukaryota; Viridiplantae; Streptophyta; Magnoliopsida; Rosales; Cannabaceae. The record is from RefSeq and is a predicted model, not a curated record.